This is a messenger RNA of Guillardia theta CCMP2712, 660 nucleotides long. RefSeq lists its product as hypothetical. The transcript is spliced from 5 exons. The record is from RefSeq and is a predicted model, not a curated record. Bases 1 to 660 code for a protein of 219 amino acids. NCBI's taxonomy places the organism in Eukaryota, Cryptophyceae, Pyrenomonadales, Geminigeraceae.
AUGCCCGAAGGCUGGAUGAAGGAGAUGCAAGCUAAGGCAGACGAAGGUAACGAGGACAUGACCCUGACAUCGAACUCUGAAGACGAGCGAGACGAAGACAAGAAACUUAGGCCGAUCGGUGUUGUUUCUGCUCUCAUGGCGGCAGGCUACAUCUACUUGAUGAGCAAGAAGGGCGGGAAGGACACUAAGGACCCCAACGCUCUCAGGAGCGUAAUAGCAUCCAAGACCAUCCGAACGAAACUGGGCCGGGCAUACGACUACAUCAGCACGCCCGACUUUCGGACGGAGUGGCACAUGGGGGCGGUGGAGGUGGCUGGGCCAGCCAUCGAUCACUCUGCUGUGACAGGGGAGCUGUUCUCGGAGGAGAUGAAGUUUGGAGGAAGCACGUGGCACGUGGAUUGGACCGUUCUCGAGCGGCAGUUCCCAACGUCAGCGAGCACGCACUUUGCUGAGUUCGUGCUUGAAGGGAAGCGAUGGGUGGAGAGCAUUCGGAUCAAAGGGGACAAGAACCAGGAGGCGCAGGCUGUGCUCGUGGAGAUGGAAGUGGCGGUGAGUGGCGAGGGGAUCAGGGCAGAUGAAGAUGGCAAGAUGCUGCGGCGAUCGAUCUCGAGGGGGCUGAAAGACUCGCUGAAGCUCCUCCGGCAGAGGAUCGCAGACUGA